This is a messenger RNA of Drosophila innubila, 1028 nucleotides long. Its product is annotated as allatostatin-A. NCBI's taxonomy places the organism in Eukaryota, Metazoa, Arthropoda, Insecta, Diptera, Drosophilidae. The record is from RefSeq and is a predicted model, not a curated record. Gene Ontology annotation, molecular function: neuropeptide hormone activity. The transcript has 3 exons. Bases 242 to 709 code for a protein of 155 amino acids.
UUCAAAAGUUAACCGACAUUUGAUCUGUCAACGUGCUGCUGCAAGUUGCCUUCCGAAAGGACAAUUUACUCAUUGUUGAAAUUUAGGCAGAGUGUCUGUGCAUAAAAUAAAUCUAAACUUUGUCGGUGAUUUGUGUUUUUCAAUUGUUAAUAUUCGUUAACCACGCGGAAAAGAUUACUGUAUUUAAAUAUAAGUCGAGGAGCACAAGGCACGUGCCCGUGACCGAGACACGUCUAAGACAAUGAAUAUGCUGAAUGCCCAACUGCUGCUCCUGGCGCUCUUCUGUCUGGGAUACGUUAGCUGCUCGCCAGCAAUCGGUGGACAGGAGCCACGCAGCCAAGUCGGAAGAGAUGUCGAUGGCGAUAGCGAUAUGCUAAUGAGUCCUGUCGAAGAUGUGCAGGAUAAUGGGGGCGAUAUCGAUAAACGAAUGGAACGCUAUACCUUUGGAUUAGGUCGACGCGCCUAUAUGUACACGAAUGGAGGUCCUGGUAUGAAGCGUCUGCCGGUGUACAACUUUGGACUCGGCAAGCGAUCGCGUCCUUAUUCCUUUGGUCUGGGAAAGCGCAAUGAUUAUGAUUACGAUCAAGAAAAUGAGAUUGAUUACAGGGCGCUACCUCCGGGCUACAUGGCAUCUGCAGGAAGGGGAGGCCGACAAAAUAAACGGACGACGCGUCCACAACCUUUCAACUUUGGUCUGGGUAGGCGUUAAGCUCGCCUGUCCUCCAGUAGCACACAGAUGACAUACAGAUCCCAAUUCCAGCCGUGUGCCAUUUGUGAGAGGCCAAAGUAAACUUUGACUAUUAACUAAAGCUGUUUACUUGGCUCAGACUUGUACAAAAGUCAAACAUAAAUUACAUUUCAAACGACUAAUCUAAAAUUCGAAAACUUUUUCGAAACGAAAGGAUAGCACAUUUUAAUUUAAGUUAUUCAAUUGAGGCGUUGAACUGCAGCAAAAUUUUAGUUUUAAAAGCAAAAAGAAAUGGCAACCAAAAAAAGAGAUAAAAUUCUACAAAAAUACAAAAAAAAAA